Messenger RNA from Arabidopsis lyrata subsp. lyrata, 1798 nucleotides. RefSeq names its product 2-(3-amino-3-carboxypropyl)histidine synthase subunit 2-like. The record is from RefSeq and is a predicted model, not a curated record. The transcript has 9 exons. Gene Ontology annotation, molecular function: 2-(3-amino-3-carboxypropyl)histidine synthase activity. Gene Ontology annotation, biological process: protein histidyl modification to diphthamide. Lineage: Eukaryota; Viridiplantae; Streptophyta; Magnoliopsida; Brassicales; Brassicaceae.
GUUUCAUCGAUCAUCUGGUUUGUUUCGUCUCCAGCCGCAAUUUAUCCAAGUCGAAAUACGAUUUUAGUUAUUCGGCCGGAAAGGUUGACAAUUUCCGGUGAUUAAUCUAUGGAGUUGGAAUUUGAAUCAAAGUUUGAGAUUAAUUGUACAGCGGAGUUCAUUAUCAGCAAAAGCUUCACCAGAAUUGCUUUACAGUUCCCGGAUGAGUUGUUAAAGGAUUCGACUAAGGUCGUGAGUGCUCUUAAGAGCAAAACUCGUUUGCUUACUGACAGAGAAGUCAGGUUCUUUGUAAUGGCUGACACAACUUAUGGUAGUUGCUGCAUUGAUGAAGUUGGAGCUUUGCAUAUUGAUGCUGAAUGUGUUGUUCAUUACGGUCAAACAUGUCUAAGCCCGACAUCGGUUCUUCCAGCAUUCUUCGUUUUCGGAAAAGCUUCGAUAAACGUCUCCAGCUGCGUUAAGCAUUUGGAGCCUAUUAUGUAUAUGAGGCUAGUUUAUCUUUAUGAAGUACAUAUUGAUAAACAUGUUCUGUUUUCUCAAUCUUUGCUUUGUUUUCAGAUUCUUUAUGGUCUACAAUACACGCAUGUGAUUCCCCAUAUCCAAGAAGAAAUAGGAUUAUCGAAGACUGAGUCUCAGUUGAAGUUAUCUGUAGCCAAUGUCUUGUGUUCAUUCAUUAGUCCAUCCAAAGAUCCUAGAUAAUCCAUGGAGCAUCCGAGAUCAUAUAGCGAAAGUGAUUCUAGUGAUAGCUUAUCCUCAUCUAGGAGUUAUAGACUAGGAGGGCUAACUUGGGACUUGCCAGAAGGAAGCAAAAUCGAGGACUAUUUACUUUUCUGGAUAGGUUCUGACAGUUCAGCUUUUGCCAAUGUAGUACUGACCUUCAAUGGUUGUGACAUAGUCAGAUAUGAUGCUGAAGAAGAUUCUUUGGUGAUGGAAUUUUAUCAGCAAAGAAGGAUACUUAAGCGACGAUAUUACUUGGUGGAAAAAGCUAAGGAUGCAAAUAUUAUAGGUAUUUUGGUGGGGACUCUUGGUGUUGCUGGUUACCUUCAUAUGAUUCACCAUAUGCAAGCACUCAUAUCUGCAGCUGGCAAAAAAUCUUACAUUCUUGCCAUGGGACGGCCUAAUCCGGCCAAACUCGCAAACUUCCCCGAGUGCGAUGUUUUCAUCUACAUCUCUUGUGCCCAAACUGCUCUUUUAGAUAGCAAAGAGUUCAUGUCCCCUGUCAUUACUCCAUUCGAAGCCAAUCUUGCUUUUAGCAGAGGGAGUGAAUGGACAGGUGCAUACCUAAUGCAUUUCCAAGAUGUGAUCAACUCUGUAAAAUCAGAAUCAGAAGCACAUAGCGGAUCAGAAGAGCCACGGUUCUCCUUCUUUCAGGGUGGUUACGUAGAAGAUCACAAAACAAACGAUCAAGCUAAGAAUGGAGAAGAAGACACAGGAGAGACAAUGGCAUUGGUACAAGCUGCAGAGAAAGCAUUGCAGUUGAGAGGCAAUGAUCAUAACUCACUGACUAAACAAACCGCUGCAAAAUCAGGACCUGAGUAUUUCCUCAGGCGAGCUUAUCGCGGGUUGGAGAUAAAUAGUGAGAAUACUUCGCCAGAGCCUUACAUAGUUGGGAGAAGCGGGAAGGCGUCUGGAUACAAGCACGAAUAGCAAACUCCAAGAAGUUCAGUUUGAUCACAAAGAUAGAUUUGUGCUAGGUCAGAAACUGUUUUACUGGCUUCGUAUGAGAUUGUUAGAAGAGAGAAUGUUUGCACACACAUGUGAGAGUUGUUGAUUCCUUAAUUUUCAGCCGUCCAUUAGAUCC